Messenger RNA from Silurus meridionalis, 1540 nucleotides. It is a transcript of the gene msrb3, whose product is annotated as methionine sulfoxide reductase B3. The record is from RefSeq and is a predicted model, not a curated record. Gene Ontology annotation, molecular function: peptide-methionine (R)-S-oxide reductase activity. Bases 235 to 831 code for a protein of 198 amino acids. Gene Ontology annotation, cellular component: cytoplasm. Gene Ontology annotation, biological process: response to oxidative stress; protein repair. Lineage: Eukaryota; Metazoa; Chordata; Actinopteri; Siluriformes; Siluridae. The transcript is spliced from 7 exons.
CAGGAGGGUCGGAAGGAAUUUCCCACAAUGCACUUGUCAUUACCGAACAAGUCCACAGCGCUGCCUCUGCUGUCAAACCCCAUGUAGCUCCGGCUCGCACUCUGCCUUCUCGCACUCUCCCUGCCGCUGACUGCUUUACUUUUUACUGUGUCACCUGCCUUGUGCUGAAAGACCCUGGCCCACUCCUCUUCCUUGUAGCUGCACUCCACUUGAAUUCACUGCGCUAUAGAUGCAAUGGCGUGCCGUCACCUCUGCACUUUGGCUUCGGUGGCCACUCUCCCAUACUUCAGGUCCACUGUGAAUGUUGGCCGACUUCCAAAGGUCAACCUACUCAAUUCUCUAGGGACAUGCCGCACCAAGAAGACCUGGCCCAAAAGCUUCACUCAGGAAGAGCUGAGGAAGCGUUUGACACCUAUGCAGUACCAUGUUACUCAAGAAAAGGGCACAGAGAGUGCAUUCAGUGGAGAAUAUACAGACAAUAAAGAGGAGGGGACGUACAGGUGUGUUGUCUGUGGUACACCUCUGUUCAUGUCAGAUAAGAAAUUUGAUUCGGGCUCAGGAUGGCCGUCCUUUUUUGAUCUGAUCAAAGAGGAAUCCAUUACACUGGAGGAUGAUUUCUCUUACGGCAUGCACAGAGUGGAGACUACCUGCAGUCAGUGUGGCGCACACCUGGGACACCUCUUUGACGAUGGCCCCCGGCCCACUAAGAAGCGUUACUGCAUAAACUCCGCCUCACUCGCCUUUCAGCCAAAAAAUGUAGCUCCUGAAGGGGCAGAGCAAAGCAGUACCACAGGCCAAUCAUCAUCUUCUUCUAGUAAGAGUCUGCUUUGAGGUGAAUUUACAGUAGACCAGUCAAGUAUUAGAACAUUGGUGUAUAACCUUUUAGAGUUUACUCCAAAUGACCAAAUACAGGUUAAGCCUGAUUCAUUACAGGUGAUCCUAGCAAUAAGACCGGCACGUCGUCCACCAAGCAGGCUAAUCAGUAGCAGUAUUUAAGCAGCAUAUGUUCAAUGGCCUUGACUGAUAUGCUCUACUAGUCAGUCACCCAUAAAACUUCCCCAUGUUCCAGAGAUGCAUGUUACCAGAAACAUCUCUCCAGAAAAUCUGCUGUGUGCUAUUUAACAAUGUUUUUGAUAGAGCAAGACUGUGGACUAUAGAUUUUUUUUUUUUCUUCCCAAAAAAAUAUAGUGGAACAUUUUUGCUUAGAAAUAAACUAUAUAUAUGUGUGUAUAUUUUACAGAGCGAUAUGUUGUUUUUGAAGUGAUAUUUGAUAUCAGGAGGUCGUAGGUUUAAGGAAAAUGCUAUGCAAAGUGCUCCUGUGAGCGGUAAAAUAAACACCAAGUAGAGAACAAAGCAUUCUUUGAAAUAAAAUGGAACAUAUGACAAAUGUUUAGUCUGAACACAAAUGUAGCCUGACUUUUAAGGGUGGGGUUUUGUCUUCCUGCUUGUGGUGCCUUUUUCUCCUUUCCUUGAAUAUUUUUGGGGGGUUUUGAUCUACAGAAUGUGUUGACAGUUGUGAUUAAACAAUUAUUGAAUCCUA